CUGCUGUUAUGCCGUAUCCCAACGGCAUCCAAGACUCAAGCCAUCACGCCCUGCAGCGCCAUCGUCAAUCACACUGACGCUGUCAGUUUGCGCCGUGCGCGAUCCUUCCCUUCUUACGCUCGUUCAGUACACAAACCGACCUGGGGGAAGCCUAGCAACCGACGAGUAGACAGCCACGCUACGACCGAACCUUUGCGGAGUGCACCUGCCAAACCUCAUUUACGAUAUUCGUACCGCGCUUCUCCGACGACCAAAACUUCGACUUCGCACCACCCGACGACAGCGACUCUGUCGGCCGCCGUUUCCUUUUCGUCCGACUUCUCUUUAUCAAUCACUACAUAAUUUUGAUUUCGAUUCUCGAUUCUUCUCGCGAAUCCAACCCGCUCGAUAUCAUGGAGGACCGAUCAACUGGGGCCUCCGGCUCGCCCUCUCCUCAGCCAGACCUGCACCGGAACCGAUUGCCGACUCUGUUUGAGGUCUUGAGUCGUCGAACCCUGCCGCCCGUCGACCUCUUCUCGUUCUACAUUUUCAUGAGAGAUCAGCAAAAAUCCGUCGAUUACCUCGAUUUCUGGCUCGAUGUUGCUCAGCACAUGUCCUUGUGCCGGCACUAUGUGCGCGAACUCCGCAGAUCCGUUCUAGUUGGAACACCUGACUUGGAUAAGUCGGGCUCCAAGCGGUCUUCUCAGAUCUUGGAUGGACUUGGUGACAUGAGCCAUUCCGCCGCCGGCCCAUCAAUGUAUGCCACCGAAAAGGAGAAGAACCAGGAUGCCCAGAUGUCGGCCUACCUGAGAGAAGAGGCCCAAGACUCCCCUCAAAGCAGCACUGGAGAACAUCGCAGCCGUCCCAGUGGGGCUUUCAGCACCCCGCGCGACCUGACCACGGAUUCCAACUCUCCCGCACAUACUGUCGCGAGACAGGAUAUCCGGGCUUCGGCGGAGAAGAUCCUCUACACCUUCCUCCUUCCGGGCGCAGAGCGUGAAAUCAUUCUCCCGGGCUCCAUUACUCAGGACGUCACGACUUCCAUUGAGGACUUUGGUAGAGACGAUCCAGAGGUGUUUGACGUUGCCAAGGACUACGUCUUUCAGGCUAUGGAACGCGAUGCCUUCCCCAACUUCUUGAGAAUGAAGGCCCUUGGCAACCUCAUCCCGACCACUCUCCAGAUCAGAAUGAUUGUUGGUCUUCUGGCCAUGUUUGGUGGCUUCUGGGCCGCUUUCAUCCUCAUCUUCCUCAAUGCCCCCCGAACUACCAGAUGCUGGCUUAUCCUUCCAUUUACUGUUGGUGUCUACUUCCUCGCAUCAUACCAGUACUCUCUGGAUCCUGUCCUCGCUCUCAUCGGCCUCAGCGAGUACACGCCGUUCAACUUCUCUCGAAUUCGUGAGCCCUACGUUCGUAAGCUCCUUGCUAAGCGGUCUAUCAUGGUCCUCGCCGUCACAAUUUUAAUCGACGCCGCGCUCUGUGUGCUUUUCAUCCUUGUCCCCGGCAAACGGUUGUAAAAUGCCUUGUUUUAUCCGGGACCACAACAAAGGAUGCGUUGCAAUACCCCAGACACAACAACAAUGCGGCCCCAUUCUACAUUACAGAUGUAAUAGUAUGGACGCUUUGUCUGUCAAAGAGAGAGCUUUUACGAACGUUACGACCCCCAGGAUUUUGAGCGACAGAGUUUCCCAAAUUUUCGGUUUUGAUUCGGUCUUCCAUUCAGGAUACCAGAGAGGCAUGGCGUAGGGAAAGUCGAGGCCCCCAAGGGGACAUAACCUCGCACACGGCGUUCAACAAGGGACAGAUUUAAUUUCUUUUCAAUGUAAACAAGGCAUUGGUGUAUCAUUAUCGACACUGCGAGAAUCGACACCGGAAUCCUCGCCACCGAAGGCAGGUAAAACUGCAAGGCGGCAGAGAAAGAGGCGGAGGAGAGGCGACAGGAGACUUUUGGCUUCGACACAUUCGUUCACUUUCUACAUUCCCUUAACAUUUUAUCAAUGGCACGCUAGAUAGGCAUCACAGAACAGGAAACGGCAGAG
Colletotrichum scovillei is the source of this 2015-nucleotide messenger RNA. RefSeq lists its product as uncharacterized. The coding region runs from base 393 to 1493 and encodes 366 amino acids. Gene Ontology annotation, biological process: intracellular protein localization. NCBI's taxonomy places the organism in Eukaryota, Fungi, Ascomycota, Sordariomycetes, Glomerellales, Glomerellaceae. Gene Ontology annotation, cellular component: plasma membrane. The record is from RefSeq and is a predicted model, not a curated record. The transcript has 3 exons.